Molecule: messenger RNA, 3544 nt
Organism: Bacillus rossius redtenbacheri
Lineage: Eukaryota; Metazoa; Arthropoda; Insecta; Phasmatodea; Bacillidae
Product: vascular endothelial growth factor C-like
Exons: 6
Coding region: 25-1236 (403 amino acids)
Biological process (GO): hemocyte migration
Cellular component (GO): membrane
Molecular function (GO): growth factor activity
Source: RefSeq, a predicted model, not a curated record
AGCGCGGGCGGACGACGACGACGCAUGGGGGCGGCGGCGGCGGCGGCGGCGCUGGUGCUGGUGCUCGCGCAGGCGGCGUCCUGCCUCCAGCUGCGGCACCAGCACCGCUACGCCGGCGGGCCGUACCGGCCCCCGGGGGCGGCGGCGCGCGUCAGCCGGUACGCGAACCUGGACGCGCUGCUGAGGCGGCUGGACCACCACCCGACCACCACCACCACCACCACCACGACCACCACCACGGAGGCGCCGCCGGACGACGAGGCCUACUACGACGAGGACCUGGAUUCCGAGGAGGAGGACCUGGAGGACGACCAGCUGGACCCGGAGGACGGCCAGGAGCCGGCGACUGCACCCCCGGUGACGGAGGCGGCGCGCGCGGUGGCCGGGCAGCACUCGCAGUGGAAGUGGGAGCGCCUGGGGUCGCGGCCCGCCGUCGACGAGUACUUCCGCCAGCAGCAGCAGCAGCAGCAGCAGCAGCGCGGCCACCAGCAGCCGCCGCCGCGGCCGGCCGCGCCGAGCCGCUACAAGCCGCCCCCGUCCUCAGAGGCGGAGAUACGCGCCGCCGUGACCCACGCGCUGCGCGUGAACCAAGAGGGCAGCUGCCGGCUGCCGCGGCCCAAGGUGAUCAACGUGAAGGACGUGUACCCGCACACGGCCAAGGCGUACAUCCCGCACUGCACCAUCCUGCACCAGUGCGGCGACGACACGGGCUGCUGCCGCUCCGACGCGCUCAGCUGCAAGCCGCUCUCCACCCACCGCGUCGAGCUCUUCUUCUACACGACGGUGCUGGUCCCCGACGGCGGGCAGCGCAACCUGGUGGAGAAGCUGUCCUUCUACAACCACACGGAGUGCCACUGCGUGGACAGGUUCCUGAACGUGAUGCCGCAGGACGCGGCCUACGCGUCCAGCCGGUGGCAGCGGCUGGAGCCGCCCAGGCCGGAGCCCAAGUCCAGGAAGACCGGAAGCUGCCGGUGCCCCAGCGCGUACACGGCGCGCCACCUGGCCGGCGGCGGCAAGUGCUCCUGCGAGUGCUUCGACAAGCAGAAGGACUGCCUGCGGGCCAAGCGCGGCAAGACCUACUUCUCGCACCAGGACCGCAUGUGCAUCCGCAGCUCGGAGUGCGCGUCCCCGUCGUGUGAGUACGGCUCGUACAUGCUGCACGCGGGUCGCUGCCCCAAGCGACAGGAGAAGCUAGACGCGUGGGCGCGCUACUUCCAGCGCCAGAGAGGCAACUGACGCGGCGGACACGAGAGAGCGCGCGCAACGCGUUUGCACCCGCGCUCUGUGGAGUACUCGAGGAACUAGUGCGCGCGGCACGAACUUAGGCCGCACAUCCGUGAUGGUGCUGCCAACUGCUGCAUCGAACUUGUUUUUUUUUUUCAGCAAGACGUGGGUGGCUUUUUUUUUUUUUAAUUUCUGGUGCCAAUCAUUAUGUGUAUUUAUGUUAAGGCUCGCCAUUCGCAUUAUACUUUUGCAUUCUUUGGAUUAAGAAUUGUUUAGUUAAGUAGGUUAUAAAUGUAUGAAACUAAUAUUUGUCCAGACCAGAUACAUUUUAUUAACACUCAUUCAUGCGUUAUUUUUAAAAUUUAAAUAUUUGUACCCAUUGUAAUUAAUAACAAACUGUAGUAUGUACUUACUAACCGUCAUCGAAAACUCAAGAUUUUAAAAUAUAAAUAUCCUACAUGAUAAUAAGUAGUAGGUACUGCCAUUUUAUAAACCUACGAAUAUACUGCACAACAGAGUAGAUAUAUCAUUUACAUUUAACAGAAUGCCAUUAACAAUGUGUCAUAAGAAAGAAAAGAAUGCUUAAUAACCAAUUUGUUGAAUACAAUCUUAUGCAGUGGAGUUCAUUCAGCUCACUGUGUCCAACAUUUAAUAAUCAUAUCGUUACUAGUCUGUAUAAUACUAACCGUAGCCUAUAAAUGUAUUAUUUUGUAAAAUCGACACUCAUUGCCUGUCUUUAGUAAAUACAGAUUACUUAAUAAAGCCAGUAAAUGUAUUGUUUUAAUUGUGAUGCUUUUUAGAGUGAAUAAUUUUGUUGCUAUGAACAGUAAAGUCAUGUGUAAAAAAUAAUUUUAAGAGAUCAGUUAUUAGUCAAUGUAUGAUAUAUAGUUUAAAAACAUAUAUUUUAUACUUUUAUGCCACAGUAUUUUCUAACUUCUUUUGCAUUAUAUUGAGCAAUUGGCAUGUUAGUUGUCUGAAAGAAUGUACCAUAAGUAAACAUGAUAAAUUUACGAAGGAACCCAAGUACGAAUUAAUAUAAACAUAGAAAAAGGAUAUUUAAACGAUGCAAUAUAAACUUAAGCGUUGACAAUAUAUUGAUUCGUAACUAUUCUCACUGAUUUUUGCAUUUUUAUUUUUUUCAUAAUUUUUAAAUUUUUUUCUUUUACCGCUAAGGUGCUGAGAAAUUUUCUUUUUAAACGGUUGUAAAACCAUUAAUGUGCCUUGUAUCCUUGAAUAUAUAUUAUAUAUAUUCAAUGCUUGUAAUGAAAUAUGUUUAUCUUUUGUAAAAUAAUUGAUAAUUUUUAUUUUUUAUAAUAGUUAGUAAUGCUUAAGAAAUUAAAUAAAUAAAAACAAUCAAAACAUAACGUUGAGUGAUCAUAGGUAACGGUACUUUAUUAUAUCAAUGUUUAUUUUGUCUUUAAAAAAGUUUAUAAAACAUUAUGCCAUACUUGUAAUGCCAGUAAUUUUAUCCAUAUGCAUUUUAGUAAAAUGUGAAUGAAUAAAAUGUGUAAUAUAAGACAUCAUGAAUGAAUGUGUUUCAAGUGUUUUUUUUUAUGUUAUGUUUUUGUGGUUAGGAUUUAGUUUGUGAGUUACAUUUGUAGAAAAGUGUUUCGUAAGUAGGUAUGUGAAAAUUAAAAGAGACAAUGUUAAGUACAUUUGUAAAAGAAAUUAAUACAUUCCUGCUACCUUUUUCUGAAAAAAAAAAUAUAUUAACAUAAUGCAUGUUCUUCCAGAAACAUCGAGCUUUAUUAUGUCUGAUUUUUUGGCUAAAUGACUUACCUAUAAGGCAACUCAAAAUCGCAGUUGUAUUUAAUAUUGAGUAUGCAUCUAGAAUCACUAAACCUAGAAAAUUCACACACAAUUUAAAUAUUCAGACAAACCUAUACAUACUAGUUUACUUAUAUCCCGUAGCUUUAGAUUACGUGUAUGAUUUUUUUACAAGAGUAUAUAAUAGGCAUAGUUCUCAAAACUUUUCAACCACUUUGAGAAUUAAUAGAACGAUUUUUUUAAUAUUUAUUUGUUUUUAUGGCUUGAAACUCUACCUAUAUGCAAUCAAUGAGACUGUCUAACAUUUACAGAAAGUUAAUACUCGAAUUGGAUUUUUCAGUAAGAGCCUCAAUAAGUAAGUGAUAGUCGAUUAUUUAUUUUAAUAUUUUUCAAAUUUAAUUAAAAACGCUAAGUUUAUCCGACUGAAAUGAUACCUGGUACUUUUUGUUCUAGCUAAUUACAGGAAUGUUGGCAUUUUAUUGUGUAUCACAAAAAAAAAUUGGUAAAACAUUUAAAAAAUAAUAGUAUAUGAGAUUUGAAACCAUUGCCUUGA